CCUGAACUUUAACCUCGAAGGAGAUUCCGUCCUCCACUUCCUGUAUACGCUGUACGGCGAAUCAGGGUCGGGCGACGGUGAGAUAGGGUAUAGGAGGUGAGAAGAAUAUCGAAUUGGAAACUCAGGCUGUCAUAUAAACACUUAAUUAGUUGGAAUCAUGAGCUGGAUUCCUUUCAAGAAUAACAAUCCGAAAAAACAAAUAAUUUCUAAGACGGUGGAAAGAGACUUUGAACGAGAGUAUGAAAAGCUUCAAAAAAUAGAAGAUCAAACAAAAAAACUUCAUAAGGACAUGAAGAAAAGCACAGAGGCUGAUACAGCUAUGUCAAAAGCAGCAGUGAAAAUAUCUUCUGACCUGCUAUCCAACCCACUGUGUGAGCAAGACCCUCAAUUCUUGAAGUCUAUGACAGCUCUGGACACAGCCAUGCGCAGAAUGGAUGCCUUUAAUCAAGAAAAGGUUAACCAGAUACAGAAAACGGUCAUUGAGCCUCUCAAAAAAUUUAGCAGCGUGUUUCCAAGCCUCAACAUGGCAGUAAAGAGGAGAGAGCAGACACUGCAGGACUAUAAGCGGCUACAGUCGAAGGUGGAAAAGUAUGAGGAAAAGGAGAAGACGGGACCCACCAUGGUUAAGCUGCACCAGGCACGUGAAGAGUUGAGGCCCGUGCGUGAAGAUUUUGAAGCAAAGAAUAAGCAGCUUUUAGAGGAAAUGCCAAAAUUCUAUCAUAGCCGCAUUGAUUACUUUCAGCCCAGCUUUGAGGCUCUUAUCAGGGCUCAGGUGGCUUAUUUCACAGAAAUGCACAAGAUUUUUGGGGAGCUAACAGAGCAGAUUGACCAACCAGGACUCACGGAUGAACAGCGGGAGCGGGACAACGAAGCCAGGCUGAGCGAGUUGAAGGCUCUGUCAAUAGUGGCUGAUGACUGAGGACAGGUCAGCCUUGAAGUGGGCUUAAAAUCUGAGAAAGUGACCUUGAUAGCUUGAGACUCUGACUGGCCUGUAUCUGCUUCUUUUGGGACUAAUGUCACAAGAUACCCCAAUGCAGUUCUUUGCUGCUUGUUUCUGAGGACUGGUUUGCAGGGAUAUCUGAAUACAGGGAAGAGACGGGUGCCUACUGACUGAACUUUUAUUUAUUUUCUUUUUCCAUAUCCUUUCAAAUGUUCAUUUUCAAAGUAAAAAUUUUAAAUGUAACCACAGCACAAAGCAAAACCAGAUCUAAAAGCUGGGCUACAGCAUCCCCUUGUGUCUGCAGAGGGAUUGACAGCUGAUUAAUAUUUCAUGGAAAUGCUUGAUCUUGAAAAUUAAAUGUCAGGACAGAAGGCUGAUUUUAGACAUCCAGCAAUUAAGCUUAUCAUGCAUUUUUAAACAGUUAUCUCCGUUUGUUUAAGGGCAUUUUUGAUGGCCAAAGUUGUAAUUUUCUAGCCAGUAAAAUUAUGCCAAGUUACCAUCAGAGGAGCUUGUAAAAGCAUGUCAGAGAAAUAUAAUCUUGUAGCCUUUUAUUCUUUUGUAUAUUUGUGCAUAUAUAUAUAUAUAUAUAUAUAUAUAUAUAUAUAUAUAUAUAUAUAUAUAUAUAUAUAUGUAUAUAUAUGUAUAUAACAGAUUCUCCAUGAAGCCUGCCAUUUCUGUUUCUUUGUUGUUUUCCCAUUUUGAAGGCUGUGGGCUUUGGCUUUCUUUUUAAUUCAGUUGUCCGUGCACUAUGUGGUGACACAGGACCACUAAGGCCCGGGACCAUAGCUGUGUGUUCUACUAAAAGGCCAACCUGCCACCUGAAACCAGGGGUCUGCUUUGUCUCAGCUUGGCUCAUAGAUGAAUUUUCCUCCACAGCUUUUCAGAUAAAACAGUUGGGAUAUUUUGUAUUUUUUAGAAGAUAUGUUUUGUUUUUUUAUUUUUUAAUCUUUUAAUCAGAUGUUCUAUCUUUUAAAUGUACAGCUUAUCUGCAUUUAUGUAUAUAUAUAAAAAUAUAUGUGUGAGGGCAAACUGUACAGAAAGUAAGGGCUGUCACCAAUUAAAAAAAUCAUUGAAGUAGUUUGAUCUGUGCAAUCAUUAAUUUGGGAAGUUAGUUUGGUGACUGUUGUGUUGAUUUGAGGAUGUAUUUACUUAUAAACUACAUGUUUUGAAACA
This is a messenger RNA of Erpetoichthys calabaricus (reedfish), 2113 nucleotides long. It is a transcript of the gene bin3, whose product is annotated as bridging integrator 3. Gene Ontology annotation, cellular component: actin cortical patch; cytoplasm. NCBI's taxonomy places the organism in Eukaryota, Metazoa, Chordata, Cladistia, Polypteriformes, Polypteridae. Bases 158 to 919 code for a protein of 253 amino acids. Gene Ontology annotation, molecular function: protein binding; lipid binding. The record is from RefSeq and is a predicted model, not a curated record. Gene Ontology annotation, biological process: actin cortical patch localization; endocytosis; plasma membrane tubulation. The transcript is spliced from 9 exons.